Messenger RNA from Emiliania huxleyi CCMP1516, 660 nucleotides. RefSeq lists its product as hypothetical. The transcript has a single exon. NCBI's taxonomy places the organism in Eukaryota, Haptophyta, Isochrysidales, Noelaerhabdaceae. The record is from RefSeq and is a predicted model, not a curated record. The coding region runs from base 1 to 660 and encodes 219 amino acids. Gene Ontology annotation, cellular component: mitochondrion.
AUGCUGGCUCUCGCCCCAUGCGUGGUGAGGCCGCGCCAGUUCGGAGCGAGCCCCGUGCUACGCCUGAACGUCAAUCAACAGGCUAUCAUGAUCUCAGGCGCCACGCAGGUCGCACCGGAGCUAGAUACCGCAGAACCGGGCGCCGUCGUGCCGACCGGCGGCGUGAUAACCGAGUCCGCCGCCGUUGUCGUGCCGGCCGCCGCCGCCGUGAUCGAUCCAUCCGCCGCCGUGAUCGAGCCAACCGCCGCCGUGAUCGUGCCGACCGGCGGCGUGAUCGAGUUGCCGCCACGAUCGAGCCCGGGUGAAGCCGCCGUGGUCGAGCAUCCACCGGCCCUCCAGCAGCCGUGGUGGCGCGGCGUGAGCAAGCCGAGCAUCUCAGAUGCGGUGCGUCGGUACGGCGGCGCGUACCUCGCGUGCUCCGUCUCGCUGUCGCUCGUGUCCAUCUCCCUCUUCUACGCGCUCGUCUCGGCGGGCAUCAACGUGGCCGCCCUCUUCAGCGCGGUCGGCAUCACUCUCGCCAGCAAGUACGAGCGGCUCGGCACCUUUGGCCUCGCGUACCUCCUUCACAAGGCCGCGUCGCCCGUCCGCUUCCCGCCCACCCUCGCGCUGACCGUCUUCGCGGCGCGGCACUGGGAGAGGUGGCGGCGAGCGCCGGCGUGA